Molecule: messenger RNA, 1613 nt
Organism: Nicotiana tabacum (common tobacco)
Lineage: Eukaryota; Viridiplantae; Streptophyta; Magnoliopsida; Solanales; Solanaceae
Source: RefSeq, a predicted model, not a curated record
CCUCACUCGGGUCUUUACUCCAUCAUACAUGUCCUAAAUCAACCUAACAUAGGCAACAAGUACACGAUUAAAAUUAUAAAACCGAGAGAGUAUAAACCUCGGGAAAUGUAGGUACAUAAUCUUUUCAAUAGUUAAAGCCCCAGUACCCUUAAUAACUACCACGGUCUCUCCUAAUUGGUUUCUCCAACUAUUAAUUUGUGCCACAAAGUCUAGUUAAUGUUAAGUUUAAUGGAAUGAGUACUAUCCAACUCAAUAACUAACCUUCUGAUAAUUUGUUUUUUCCAAAGACUGCAGGACCUGUUUGUUAUUAUUUACUAUUAUUUAUUGCUUCUUGACCAUCCUUACUAUUUGGCGAGUCUAAUUGUUUCUUAGAUAUUGCUUCUUGACCAUCCUUACUAGUUGGGGAGUCUAACAUUUUCUCUAACCAAGACUUGAUAAAAUUACUUUUCUUGGUCAUUAUAUUCUAAGCAUUGUUUUGGAAGUAUUUUUUAUGUAAUUUCUUAAGUCUAUAAUUUUGUUUCCAAAAAAUAAAUCAAAUACCAAAAGGAAAGAAAAAAGAAAAAAAGGAUGUAUGACUUAUCUAAUGGAAUUGGAGCUAUAAAAAGAUAAAGCUUCCUGAUACUUUAGUGCUCUUGCAGGACUACAAUUACAUUCUGUUUGAUCGAGUUUUGCCAUUUAUAGUUCCUGUUCAAUGUCUUUUUUUCUUGCAAAUGUGAAACCCAGUUUUCAUCUUCAGUUUUAUUGAAGUAGUUUAUCAUAUAUUGAGUAGAUUUCUCUUCUUGAUAGUUCUGAAUAUCAGUUUGAAACCUAAUCCUUAAUCCUUGUCUGCUGCUAUGACCUUGGAGUGACUCAAUAUGCAGUUCAGUGUUUUAUUAACCUGUCAAAUGUUACCAAUUUUAUGAAUAGAUAACAUUGCGAAGAACUUGGGCAAAACUGCCGCUUUGGCACAAAACAAAAUUCUUGUUCUCCUUAUUUUUCCAAGCAAUAUUUUUACCAAAUCCGGAAGAUCUCAACAAGAUGCUGAAGGAAAUGGAUGAUGUCGACAUGCUGACUCUUGUAAUUCAGGAAAUGAGCAAGCACUUCCCCACUCUUUGGACUACCCUAGUUCAUGAGCGAGAUCUGUACAUGUCAUCGACAUUACUAAGAGUUGCUGGUGAACACAACUCUGUUGUAGCAGUUGUUGGGAAGGGUCACCUGCCUGGAAUCAAGAAGAACUGGAAACAACACAUUGAGGUUAAGGAACUACUCACAAUUCCUUCACAGAAACCUGCCAUCUCUGUCACGAGAAUCUUGUCAAUAUUCGGAGUUGCAGUCGCAGGAGUGGCCAUAAUAUCUGGCAUUUAUACUUCAACCAAGAAAUAACAUCAUUGGUUUCGGAUCUAAGUGUCUCUAUUUUCGUGUACUUUAGAGGUCAUACAAGUUUCUUACGUUUUUAGGUGCUGAGGUCAUAGAUUCAAUUCUGAUAUAUCCUGCUGCAGGAAAUGUAAAAUAUUGUUUUUGAAAAUUUUCCUGGGCAGAGGGUGGUAAGCCACAUUUAACUUUGAGAAAGAUUAUUCAAAUUCUUGAACAGCAACAGGAAUAAUGAUGCUAAAAUUUGCCAUCUCUUUUAUCUC